AUGUCUUCAGCUGUCAAAUCCAAAGAUCGAUCGUCCUCUGCAGGUCAAAAGUUUUGGCAUUUGAAGAAACUCGCUUUGGGAAAGGCCAACAACAAUGGUGAUCAACCCCAUCAGCGACCACCUAGCCCAGCAGAGUCGGCUUAUUCCAUUGAUACGAUGAGCUUAUGUGAUGUAGAAAGUCCAAAGCCCAGAAGCAAACGAUUAAGCGUGCUAUUGUCACACAGACGUCAAAGCGGUAGCAACAACAAAGUAUCUCCUUCAAAGGGAGGAAUGUCAUCAGCAAUGAGUGUCCAAAACAUCCAGGCGCUUAGUAGCAAUACGUCCUUGCACAACACGGUGCGAGCUUCUAAUACACCAACACGACCCAGUGUGCGUCAACGUACCAUGUCCCAUACUGCUGGAGCUACCAAUGCCAAUGAUACAAGAGCAGCAUUUCUUCGAACACGCCAUAGCAGUGGUGAGCAACAACAACAACAUCAACCUCAACUUUCUCGCCAUAUGAGCAUCAAAGAUCAACAACAACGAGGAGCUUUUAGUAAGCCUCAUGAAGAUGAUCCUGCAUCCAAUGGUAGACGUGUACGUGGUUUACGACCAGCAGCCUCACUUGCCAAUUUAAAGUCGGCAAGCAACAAUAGCCGAUAUAGUAGUGAUGACCAACAAUCACCCCCUUUGUCACCAACAAGUCCUCGUUCUCAACAACAAUCACCCGUGCUCUUAGCUGCAUCACCUGGUGGUGGUGGUGGUGGUGGUAAUCGCCCAAUGUCCUUAGCCAACACCACUACUACUACUACUUCGCGUGCAAGCAAACCACCCACUCCACGCAACUCACAACCACCCACUCCAAAGUCACCUGUAUCCAAGGAAGGUGCUGCUGCUGCUGCUGCUCAAGAUGAAUCGGAUGUUAGCUGGUCAAGCCAAGAAGAUACGACCAAGGAUGAUGAUAGUCUUUCAUCCCAUUCAUUCGAAAGUAACAAGGGAUCCGAAGAGUAUUGGCAACACAAGUUGGAAAAGGAACGGGCUGUCGUUAAAGCAUUGCAACGCCAAAAAGAAGCUUGUAACAAGGACAUUACUUUUCUGAGUCAAUCGGUGGAUGAGUUAUCAAGCGAAAAGCAAGAAUGGAAACAAAAAUAUGAGAAUGAAAAGACAAACAAAGAAAGGAUCCAGGAUGAUCUUUCUUCUACUACUGAUAAAUUAAAUGAGACAAGGGAGCAAGUCAAAAUGCUUGUUACUGAGAAUGAUCAAUUGCGUACCGAACUGCAGGAUCAGAAGCGUAAAUACGAGGAGAGCAUGCAAAAAGAAAAGAAGGAUGUCGACCAUGAAAAGUUACAAGCACAGUUGCGUCAUUCUCAAGACCAAGUACGCGUGCUCAAGGCUACGAUGGAGCAAUUCCUUCGCAUGGGUAUCUUUAGUGAAGAGCCAUCCGUGUAUCAGGACAUUGCGUCGCGUUUUAGUACACAGCUAAAAGCAAGCCCUGUCGAAUGCAUAGUUGAACGACAACAAGUAGCAACAGCACCACCUACGCCACCCACACCAGCGGCACAAACAUCAUCAUCUGAGCCAAAACAAAAAGAUGAGGGGUCAUCCAAGAACAAGGACAAAGAAAUCAAGUCUCCGGCAGACCUUGAUGUGGUUUUGCGAGAGCUCACACGGGAAAAAGAACUCCUCCAAUCUGAAUACAGCAAGAUCCCUAUUAGUGGUGUAAACGCAUUGACACGCCGUCGUAAGGAGGAACUCGAGGAACGGUUGGAUGCGGUGGAUUCUCAAAUGAGCAAAACCAAACUCAAGUAUCGAGAUCUCUUGAAAAAGUAG
This is a messenger RNA of Lichtheimia ornata, 1809 nucleotides long. RefSeq lists its product as uncharacterized. The transcript is spliced from 8 exons. The record is from RefSeq and is a predicted model, not a curated record. Lineage: Eukaryota; Fungi; Mucoromycota; Mucoromycetes; Mucorales; Lichtheimiaceae. The coding region runs from base 1 to 1809 and encodes 602 amino acids.